Messenger RNA from Clarias gariepinus (North African catfish), 1479 nucleotides. Its product is annotated as synaptonemal complex protein 1-like. The transcript has 11 exons. Gene Ontology annotation, biological process: regulation of DNA-templated transcription. NCBI's taxonomy places the organism in Eukaryota, Metazoa, Chordata, Actinopteri, Siluriformes, Clariidae. The coding region runs from base 91 to 1248 and encodes 385 amino acids. The record is from RefSeq and is a predicted model, not a curated record.
GCGCGCGCGCGCGUGAGUGAGAGGGAGAGAGAGAGAGAGCGCGAGAGACGUUCCGUUAAAGUUGGGACAUGAUUUCGCUGACUCACUGUCAUGGAUUAUGUGAAGCGGUUGGUUGGUUUCCGGGACGAGGAUCUCCCAGUGCGCCCGCUGCUGCUCGUGACUGGAGCUGCAGCCUUAGCGGGAGGAUUAUAUUACACUCAUAGGAAGUGCAGACGUGGAGAGACAACACGUCCCAGCCCGGUCCAGGUGCAGACAGCAUCCAAAGAUAGUUCUUCACUGUAUUCAAGCUUGAUGUCUGAUGGGGUCAGUGUCACACACACUGACACUACCAUCCCUGAGGACCCUCUGGCUGACACUGAGACGAGAUACGAGCAGACGAUGGAGAACAACACUCUCCUAGAGAGUACAGACUACGACCUGAUGUCCAAAGUGACCAAACUGCGAGAGCAGCUCUCUGUGGCCCAGACAAGGUGUGAGGAGCUAAAGAGGGAAAAGGAGCGAGACCACGAGGCUCACCAGAUCCUGGAGGCACAGUGCAAGGAGAUGGAGGAAGCUUUACAAAAGCGUGAUGAGUUAUUGAAGGAGAAGGAGCUAGAGGAGGAGGCUCACCAUGUCCUGGCAUCACUGUUCCAGGAGAUGAGAGAAAAUUUCCAACGCUUCGAGCACGUAGUGGAGGUCAUUCUGGCUCAAACUGAGGAAAACUACAAGGAAGUGAUGGAGUGCUGUGCUCAGGAGAACAAAGAGAGGUCUGAGCUGAUGUCCAAGAUGAACCAACUAGACAAUUCAGUGCAGGAGAUGAGCAACAAGCUCUUGGACGUGCACAAUAAGCAUAUCAAGACAACUCGGGACAUGAUGAAGACCAUGCUCAAUGAGAAGAUUUUAAAUCAUCAAAACGCAUCACUUAGGGCUACUCUGGCUGAACUUGGGAGGGAGUACCAGGGACUGCUGGGCAGCAAUGCUGGUCUGGUGGCUGAUAAGAAUGACCUGAGAGCUGAAGUGCACAGACUGCAAGCCUUAUUGCAGGAUAAAGAGAAAGAGCUCUCUGAGUCUAAAGAAAGAUGUGAUGAGAUGAUGAGGGUCUCUCUGGCUGAUGCUGAGAGGAAAUACCAGGAAGCCAUGGAGUCCAAUGCUCAGCUGGAGAAAGAGAAGUCUGAGCUGAUGUCCAAGGUGGCCCAACUAGAAGUUUCAGUGAAGGAGUUUAAGCCCGAGUUCUUCGAGGUGCACAGUGAGCGUGUCGAGACAACAUAGAACAUGCUCAAGAAAAAAAAUCUGGGGAAAAAAGUCAACAGACUGCAAGUCUUACUACUAAUUCUAUGAUCUGGAGAAAGAGCUCUCUAAGACCACUGGAAGGUGUAAUGAGAAUAACACAGCCGGUCAUCAUGGAAGCGGAUCUGAUCGGUGCAAAUGGCUAGAACACAUCAAGCAAACAAGCUUUCUUUGUGUGUGCGAGCAGAUAAAGGAAAACAUUUAAAAUCAGAC